This is a messenger RNA of Nannizzia gypsea CBS 118893, 2166 nucleotides long. RefSeq lists its product as hypothetical. Gene Ontology annotation, molecular function: cysteine-type endopeptidase activity; cysteine-type deubiquitinase activity. The record is from RefSeq and is a predicted model, not a curated record. Gene Ontology annotation, cellular component: nucleus; cytosol. The transcript has a single exon. Bases 1 to 2166 code for a protein of 721 amino acids. Gene Ontology annotation, biological process: protein deubiquitination. Lineage: Eukaryota; Fungi; Ascomycota; Eurotiomycetes; Onygenales; Arthrodermataceae.
AUGAACUCUUACCCGGGUUACCACUACCCUCGCAGAAAGCAAUCCGUCAUACACGGAAACCACCAUGGUCGUCCUUCUAGACACGCCGACGACAGGUCUUCCUUGAUAUACGCUCUCGUUUCUCUAGCGUCCGUCUACUUCCUCCUCUACUCCUUCGGCAUCUCGCCGUACUUUUUCCCUCGGCUGGCCUGGAAGAUCAUCGUCUACUCGACACCGUCGCGUCUUGUGGCUGCUUUGGAUAAAGACAGAACAAAGAAUAACCCAGCUUCAGGGGAGGCUCAUCCUGCUUACCGGAACUUAUACGAGAAGAGUCAGGCAAUGCAGAGAAUCAUCGGCCACGGCGCAAAUUCCAUUAUCCCGCUGCUUCCGCGGUCAAGAGCGUAUUCCAGCCUUAGCAGUGUCCUACUGGGGUCUAACGAUGUCUACCCUGCGGGCCUUGGAAACUGGGAUAACUCCUGCUACCAGAAUUCCAUAAUUCAAGGCCUAGCUUCCCUUCGCUCAUUACGGGAGUUUUUGGGGGCAAACAUUCAAAAUCUGGGGCAUCGCCAUCCCCUUUCUACACAUAUUGCACUGAGAGUGAUCAUCGACAAACUUAACGACCCUGAAAAUGCCGGGCAGAAGUUGUGGUUACCUGCAGAACUCAAGUCUAUGUGCAGCUGGCAGCAGCAGGACGCCCAGGAAUACUUUUCCAUCAUCGCGGACCAAGUAGAUAAAGAGAUUCGUGGGGCAUCAAAGGGGGUUACGAGUGAUAUCGGCCUCAAAAUAGCUCGGGAUACUGGUCGCCGCGCCGAAGUUACCCUACCAAGUCCUCCAUUGACCCCGGGUGACCAGACAACCUCCGAUGAGCCAGAUACAGAUCGGAGCAUAGUACCUUACUGUAGCCCGCUGGAGGGUCUACUCGCUCAGAGAGUGGGGUGUAUGGAAUGUGGCUGGACUGAUGGCCUCUCGCUUAUUCCAUUUAAUUGCCUGACGGUUACCCUGGGCAAUAAAUGGGAAUACGAUAUCAGGGAUUGCCUUGACGACUAUACCAGCUUAGAAACUAUUGAGGGCGUGGAGUGCGCCAAAUGUACAUUACUACGGACCCAGGCGCAGCUUGAACAGCUACUAAGCAAAAUCGAUCCGGUGGAAGGAUCAGAAGAAACAGACUCCGCAAAGCUAAACGAAGCGUUGAGAAGGAAUGCUGAAUCUAGGCUAAAUGCGGUACUUGAAUCACUUCAAAAUGACGAUUUUAGUGAAAAGACAUUGAAGGAAAAAUGUCACAUUACCUCGCGCAAUCAUGUCUCGUCGACGAAAUCGAAGCAGGCGGUAAUUGCACGACCACCAAAAUCUUUAAUUAUACAUGUCAAUCGCAGUGUAUUUGACGAAAUGACGGGCACACUAAGGAAGAACUAUGCGGAUGUGAGGUUCCCAAAGUGUUUGGAACUAGAUGAGUGGUGCUUGGGUACCAUGCCAACAGACAGCAGCUCCAAGGAAGAAAUCGUCGAAACUUGGGGUAUAAAUCCUUCCGAGUCGAUGCUUCCUCGACCAGACAGUGAGAUAAACGGUUUCGAUAGAAGGUAUGAGCUGCAAGCUGUAGUCACACAUCACGGACGCCAUGAGAACGGCCACUACAUAUGUUACCGAAAAUAUCCUGUCGAGUCAUUCCCUAUUGAAGUUCCCCAGUCAAUCGUUGAGGCUGAUGGAAUUAAGGAGAAAAAGGAACAUUGGUUCAGAUUGAGUGACGAGGAUGUCAGCUUGGUCAGCGAAAGGAGCGUUCUCGGCCAAGGAGGAGUAUUCAUGCUCUGUUAUGAACUUGUAGAGCCAUCCCCUGAAAUUCACAGGAGUAUCUCCCAAGCGGUUCCCGGUAGAGAAACGCAAUCCAUUAGUGAAUCGCAGGUGGCUGAAGACGGGAUUCCACUUGAAGAAGUAUUACACAAGCCCGAAAGUUCCGCAGAAUCCCCGGUAGUUGAACCCGACUGGUCUAGGAACACUGAUUCCAUAUCGUCUCAAAACUCGAGCUUUUCUGAAGACAGCAGCCAGUCCUCUAUUAUCACAAAUGAGGAGCUGACUACCACUAACAAACCCCAGCAACUGGCUACUCCCAUGAAAACGUCGAACGGCCCAAAUAUUGACUCGCAUGAGAACCCAAGUGCCUCCUCGGUACCACGGCUAAUAAAAGCAUUAUAG